AUGGGUUCGUCCGCAUCCAAGCCGGUUGCUGCCGAUAAGGCGGCCAGCAGCGAGACGUUUGACGAGAAGGCGGCCAGGUACACGGCCAGCGGCGACUCGUCGCGCGCUACCGCGCAAGGCUCGAGCACGCUCAACCACCAUGCUGCCGACCGACUCGCGCGCAUCCAGGCCGAGACCCUCCAGCGCUUCGGCGGUAGCGCUGCCACCUCGACCACGCUUGCGCUCGCCGACCGCGCACCGGGCAUCUCGCUCAAGUCACUCCCGCACUGGCAGGACUCGGCGCUGUCAACGCAGGCGGCGCGGCUGGCGCAGAUGACCCUGCACAACGCCGCCAUCAACGCAAGCCUGCACAAGCGCACCGUCGAGGUGUCGUGCCAGCAUGUCUUUUCACAUGCCAUCCCCUACGAGGUCAAGCCCGUGGUGAACCAGAAGAACUCCGGCCGCUGCUGGCUCUUUGCCACGUGCAACGUGAUUCGUCACCAGGCGGCCAAAGUGUUGGAGCUCGACGAGUUCGAGCUGUCACAGAGCUACUUGAGCUUCUGGGACAAGCUGGAAAAGUCCAACUACUUCCUCGAGAACAUGAUCGAGCUUGCUGACGAAGCACUCGACCAGCGUGUUGUUGGCUUCCUCAAGACGGCUCCCACCAACGACGGCGGGCAGUGGGACAUGGUAGCCAACCUAUUGGAAAAGUACGGUGUGGUGCCCAAGUCGGUGUUUCCCGAGAGCUACAACUCGAGCUACUCGAACCAGAUCAACUGGCUCGUUACGCUUAAGCUGCGCGAAUACACACUCGAGCUGCGACAGAUCAAGAACGACGUCGAGCGCAAGUUGGGCCAGACGGUGCGGACGCACGAGGUGGCGCGUGCCGUACAACAGGCGCAGCGCGCACGCAAGGACGAGCAGAUGGAAGAGGUCUACCGCCUGCUCGUCAUCUCGCUCGGAACGCCGCCGCAGCCCGAUGAAGAGUUUACGUACAACUACCGCAACAAGCACGGCAAGUUUAUCACGGUGCGCUCGACGCCCAAGAGGUUCCUCGCCGAUUACACGGGCAGUUUCGACCACAAGGAGCGCUGCUCGCUCAUCCACGACCCGCGCCACCCGGCGGGGAAGCUGAUCACCGUCGAGCGCCUCGGUAACGUCUGGGAAGGCACCCCCAUCAGCUACGUCAAUACCACCGUCGACGUCAUGCGCCAAGCCGUCGUCGGCUCCAUCAAGGCCGGCCACCCGGUCUUCUUCGGCUGCGACGUCGGCCAGUUCUCGGACAAGACCACCGGCAUCAUGAACCCGGAGCUGUUCGGCUACGAGGAGGCGUUCAACAUCACACUCGGCCUGUCCAAGGCGCAGCGCAUCGAGCUCGGCGAAUCGUCCAUGACCCAUGCCAUGGUCAUCACCGCUGUCCACAUCGACGACCGCACGGGCAAGGUCGAGCGCUACAGGGUCGAGAACAGCUGGGGCGAGGCGGGUGUCGGCAACGACAAGGGCUUCAUGGUUAUGAGCGACAAGUGGUUCGAGGAGUUCAACUACCAGGUGGUAGUGAGCAAGCAAUUUAUCCCCAAGGACCUCUGGAGUCUGUUUGUCAAGGGCGUCGAUGACAAGACGAUCCGCUUGCCGCCUUACGAUCCGCUUGGUGCGCUGGCUUAG
This is a messenger RNA of Sporisorium graminicola, 1641 nucleotides long. RefSeq lists its product as uncharacterized. The transcript has a single exon. Gene Ontology annotation, cellular component: cytoplasm. The coding region runs from base 1 to 1641 and encodes 546 amino acids. Gene Ontology annotation, biological process: proteolysis; L-homocysteine catabolic process; response to toxic substance. Lineage: Eukaryota; Fungi; Basidiomycota; Ustilaginomycetes; Ustilaginales; Ustilaginaceae. The record is from RefSeq and is a predicted model, not a curated record. Gene Ontology annotation, molecular function: cysteine-type aminopeptidase activity.